AGAGGACUCCCUCCAGACCCCUUUCCCAGCAGCCAGAGGGGAGAGGCGCUGCCCCCUCGCCCGGCCACCUGCCCCCCCCCAGCCUCUGAAUUCCUCCCCCCGGCUCGCCUUUUGUUGCUGCGAGGUGGUGACAUCACCCCGCCUCGCUCCUCCUCGCCGAUCUGAUCCGUCUCAGGUUUCCCACCGCGCCUUCUCUCCUCCGGCUGACGGUGUCUGUGAAUCUAGACGGGGAGAGAGCGAGAGCGAGAGCGCGCGCGCGAGGGAACCAGCAGCAUGACCAGAUCCCCGGGGAUCCCGAGGGCACAGCGGACCCCGUAAGGCUCCGGCGGCGGGGAAAGCGCGCCUCCAUCCCCGAGCCCGCCUCGCUGCGCCUUCUCCUCGGUCCCCCUCGACGUACUCCGGGCGAUUCUCCGAGAGCCGUAUGCAUGACACUCCGGAAAGGCGAGCGGACCACCAUCAGCAUCCAAGAGCACAUGGCCAUUGACGUCUGCCCCGGACCUAUCCGACCCAUCAAGCAGAUCUCGGAUUACUUCCCCCGCUUCCCCCGAGGGCUCCCGGCCACCGUCAGCCGCAGCAACAGCCUGCGCUCCUCGACGGCGCCCUCCGCGGCCGGGCAGCAGGCGGUCAGCCCCUCGGAGACCACGGCGCCCCGGGAGGACGACGAAGAUGUGGACCAGCUCUUCGGCGCCUACGGGACCGAGGCGCCGCCCGAGCAGCCGGCCAAGCGGCGAGCUGAGCCGGAGGAGGAGGCGGCGGAGGCGGUGGACCCCGAGGGCUACGAGUCGGACGACUGCACUGCCCUGGGGACAUUAGAUUUCAGCUUGCUGUAUGAUCAAGAGAACAACGCUCUCCACUGCACUAUCAACAGAGCCAAGGGUCUGAAGCCCAUGGAUCACAACGGACUCUCGGACCCAUACGUGAAACUACACCUGCUUCCUGGCGCCAGCAAGGCGAAUAAGCUGCGGACCAAAACCUUGAGGAACACCUUGAAUCCGACUUGGAACGAAACCCUGACGUACUAUGGGAUCACCGACGAGGACAUGAUCCGCAAAACACUCAGAAUUUCUGUUUGCGAUGAGGACAAAUUCCGCCACAACGAGUUCAUCGGAGAAACGAGGAUCCCUUUGAAGAAACUAAAGCCCAACCAGACCAAGAAGUUCUACAUCUGCCUGGAGAAGCAACUGCCGAUAGACAAAACAGAAGACAAGUCCUUGGAGGAGCGUGGCCGGAUCCUUAUUUCCCUCAAAUACAGCUCCCAAAAGCAAGGCCUGCUGGUGGGCAUCAUCCGCUGCGCCCAUUUGGCUGCCAUGGAUGCCAACGGAUACUCAGACCCCUACGUGAAAACGUACUUGAAACCGGACGAAGACAAGAAAUCUAAACACAAGACGGCGGUGAAGAAGAAAACACUCAAUCCUGAAUUCAAUGAGGAAUUUUGCUACGAGAUUAAGCACGGUGACUUGGCGAAGAAGACCUUAGAGGUGACGGUGUGGGACUAUGACAUUGGCAAAUCAAACGACUUUAUUGGUGGCGUGGUGCUUGGGAUCAAUGCCAAAGGGGAGCGCCUGAAGCACUGGUUUGACUGCUUAAAAAACAAGGAUAAGAAGAUUGAGCACUGGCACACGCUCACAAACGAGUUGCCGGGGGCUCUCCUCAGCGAUUGACCUCACAGACACACCCCAGAUACCUGGGAAGAGCAUAGCACACAACCCUGGCCAAGGAACAACGGCUGCCUUCGGAUUUCCUGUUUACUUCAUGCCACGGGAGGGAUCCCAUCUUGGCAAGGAUUGAGAGGGGGCGGGCCUUGCUUGGAAGGUCCCAGCUAUGGCCAAUUUGCAGGGAACUAUUUGACACUGCUACACGCCCCCCCCUUAAAAAACCACAAAAAACAACCCACAACAACUUGUUAUUUCCUGUUGUUUGCAAGCUUCAGUCCUACAGAUUUCUCUGGGAUGCCUUGAAUUUACUCUUGCAGCAAGUUGGUUUUCUCUGUGUGUGUGUGCGUGUGUGUUUGGGGGUGGGGUGGGUUGGUCCAGAGGGCUGCAUGCAUUAGAUCUGUGACUUCUUUGAUAUUCUGGAUUCAGUCCUUGCUGCCUUGUGAACACAGUGGCAACAUGAAUGCACAAAUAUAUAGUAAUAUAGAUACAUAGAUACAUGGGUAAGGGGUUUUCGCUCUUCCUCUUUUCAUUUGGUUUUUUUGUAAUAUGUAACUGAUGCAAAGUGUUUUGUUGAAUCUCCGAAUUAAGAGAUACUCGGUGACAUCUCUA
Messenger RNA from Podarcis raffonei (Aeolian wall lizard), 2264 nucleotides. RefSeq names its product double C2 domain beta (gene DOC2B). Gene Ontology annotation, cellular component: membrane. The record is from RefSeq and is a predicted model, not a curated record. Lineage: Eukaryota; Metazoa; Chordata; Lepidosauria; Squamata; Lacertidae. Bases 426 to 1661 code for a protein of 411 amino acids. The transcript is spliced from 9 exons.